Molecule: messenger RNA, 7848 nt
Organism: Lasiosphaeria miniovina
Lineage: Eukaryota; Fungi; Ascomycota; Sordariomycetes; Sordariales; Lasiosphaeriaceae
Exons: 8
Coding region: 1-7848 (2615 amino acids)
Biological process (GO): regulation of GTPase activity
Source: RefSeq, a predicted model, not a curated record
AUGAUGGGCGAUGUGGGCCUGGUGGGUUGCCUGGUCGAGAGGCUCACGUCCAGGCUUCCCCACCGAACCGGCAACCCGGCCCAGGACCUCUAUCAAGACGACAUUGCCUCCAUCACGCGAGGCACUAUCAUCAAGCUCAGCACCGGCUCCAUUGCCGUCGUCCUCGACGCCCUGCUGUCCCUACUCGAGGAACUCGCGCGUCCCUACAAGGCCGUGCUCUCGCACCCGCCCCAUGUGCUCCUCUCGGAGCUCUACACGCUCGAAUUGAUCGCCGACUGCUGCGCCAGCCAUUGGGAUGCCUCGCGCGCUGCUGCUGCCGCCGCCGCCGCCGCCCAGCAGCCCGGCGGCCAUGGCACGCUCUCGACGCCCCAGCCGGCACCCCUCCCCGUCCUCCCCGCCUCCGACGAGCCUCUGCGCGAGACGUUGAUCGGCCGAGUCUUCGAGGUUGUGAAGCUGCUGUUCGAACCAAUCCCCGAGGCUUAUGUGCUGCCCGCCAAGACCAUCCUCGACCAGUCCUCGGGCAAGCACACGGCCGUCCAGCUGCUCGAGGAGUCGACGCGUACGCCUCUGUCCACGCCGUCCAACGAGCCGCUCGAGAGCGGCCGUCUGCUCCAGGCCCAUGCCCCCGCCAUUGAGUCGCAUAUCAGAACCAUGAUCGAGUACGUGACGGCCUCGAGCUGGCCCACGGCCUUCGACUACUUCCGGAACGUCAUCUAUAACAUGCGGACCGCCCUGCCCGUCCCCGGCGCCACCCUGCCCAACGCCACUGCCGCUGACGAGGAGAGGAGCGCACUCAUCGUCCUGCGCCUCGUCUCGUCCUUUUGGGUCGACAGCCAGAAGCUCUCCCAGGUCAUCCAGGAGUUCAGCUCCAGCUUCCUCCACUUCCGCAAGUCCUUCCAGAACACGGUCGCCCUUGUCACCCCGCUGCUCAUCACGCGCUGGUUCGACCGGUACCCCGACGAGUUUGUGCAGCUGCACACGAUGCAGAAGCGCCGUGACAACGGGCCCGACGUACUGUUCGACAUGACGCAGACGGUCGUCGACAAUGGGCGGAGGCGCACUCUACUCUACCCCCUGCAGACGACGCUGCUGUUUCUGCUGCCCGAAGUCUUCGAGGUGGCCAGCAACCUGCGCGAGGCCAAGAGCAGCAGCAUGACCAAGAAGGUGGGCUUCCUCGACGGCCUGCGCAAGGCCCUGAGGAAUCGCAACGAGCAUGCCGCCUACUGCCUGGUCCUGCUGCUCCGCGCCGCCCGCCACUUCGACGCCGAGAGCGAUUCCGCCCUCCUGAGCUACGCCAUGGACGUGCAGGACGAGGUCCGCGACGCCGUGUUCCGCCGCUUCUCGCCCGGCGUCGACGGUGCCCUCUUUGAGCAGGACCUCAUGACGGCCGCUUUUGUCAGCCUGACCCAUCUCAGCUUUGAGAGCUCCGUCAAGUCCCUGGCGCAGUCGUGUCUUGCCUCCCCCGCCCCGCACAGCUUCAAAAUCUCGGUCAUCCAGGCGUGUUCCCACUUUGCCAGGUUGGGCAAUGUCGACCAGUACCAGCCGCUGUUUACGGCCGCCUCGGCCUUCAUCCAGGGGCAGCUGCAGACCAUGUCGGAACUCUUAGCCGAAGGCUACAUCGAGGACCAGAGCGGUUCGCGAAAGGCGGUGGAGAGCACGUCAUAUGUCAAUAUGAUAUGCAACAUCUUGAACUUUCUGGAUGCCUCGCCCAUGACCCUGCUUGAGGGGCCGCCCACUGACCGGGUGGAGCGUAAUCGCUUCUACCAGAAGAACAUUGAGGCUCUCGUCUCGUGCGUUAUCUGCGCCGACGAGUCGGUCCGGCGUCUUGCCACAGGCGUCACGAAGCGCCUCUUUGCCAAUGACCAGGUGCUGAAGACAUUGAGGGCGUCCAAGGGCCUCGACUCUCAGGCGUUCAAGAAGAACUUUUGGCGUCUCACCUCGCUCAUCCUGAUAUCGAUCUGCGACAGGGCUGGCCAGCCCGGCACUGCUCAUGGGCUCAAGUCCAUCCAAGGGUACCUUCAGUCGAGGGUGCUCCUCUUGACGUCGAUUCCGGAGCUCGCCGAAAUUUCCGAAGAUGUCAGUGAGCGGAACGAUGCGUCCACAAAGUUGGAGACGCUCUUGCUCGUGUCGCUCUGUUCUGCCGACAUCGAGAUCUGCCAGAUAGUGACAUCCUGCGUGGGGGCCUUUCUCGACGAGUGCCAGAUCAUCGACACGGCAUCCGAAGCGGUCAAGUCUUCGCUGACGCUCUUGCGCAAUGGCGACAUAUUCCGUGAGAUAUCCUCCCGCGCCUUCCGCUUCACGGGUCUCGUGGCGUUCCAGAAGAGGAUCAGGGCGCUCUUGAGACGCAUGCAGUAUCCCAGCAGCGGCAUUCUCGACGCGUGGGAAAUUGUCUUUGAUCUGUGGCUCCACCUCUCCAAGGACGUGUCGACGACAACUGUCGAUGUGGGAGCAGAGAGGACCGUCGCCGAGUGGCGCAACUAUUCGGGUUUCCUGGCCUCGCUGGGAGGCAUCUGCAUUGCCGACCAGGCUUCAGUUCUCGACGAACCCGCCGUCAGCGGACUGAGGUGGAUCGACAGGCUCUCGUCUGAAAACCACGAAGAAACCUUCUUGAGCCGCUACCUCAGGCUAAGCAUCCAGCUCCUAGCUUGCGCCAAUGUCAGGAUCCGCGAGACCAUGAGAGAGGUCUUGUCGACUGAGGUGCCCCCUUCCCUCUACCAGCCCCUCUUCAAGGCUCUCGAGUCGGAGCUUGACGUGCUGUUCACCGGCGCUCUCGAGCCGAGCGUCAAGGGCCAAGACAACGACAUCGUCUUCGCAGAGCAGUCGGCCUCGCUCCUCAAGGCGCUGGUGGAGAGGCUGGAUACGCCGUCAGACCUCGGCGCGGCGUCUUCGCUACAUCUGGGCGCCCUGACCCUCAACUUUGCCAAGUUUCUCGACGGCGUCCCUGACGCCCCGAGCAGCCUCAGGGUCAAGAUCAAGAUCUGCCAGCUCUGCGAGGCCGUCACCAAGAGAAAGGAGCACCUGAACCUCCGAGAUGACGUGCGGAACCGCAACCAGUUGCUGGAGUACAUAUUUAGCUGGAUUGCGCGGCCUCGGUCGCCGCGCAACGAUGGCGCCGUCUUCGCCGGCGGUCGCCAGGACGAGACGGCAAGGGUCCAGCGAGACCUGGACAAGGCUUGCCUCAGGUCUCUGGCCGAGCUCACCUUCCGCUUGCCCCUCCAGCCGGGAGACGGGCAGACGACAGAUGCCGGCACCAGCGAGUUGAAAUCGCAAAUGUUCCACCAGUAUUUCAACCGCUUCUUGUCUCUGCUCAAUCUCGAGCCCGUUGAUCUGGGCCGCAGCGAGCUCCUGGGCAGCACGUCGGGCCGAGACGAGGCGGCUUCGACGGCCGAUCUCGCCAUCACCAUCCUCUCAAAUCUCCUCAGCGCCAACAUCGACGUUGGUCUCAAGCACUCGCUGAGCAUCGGAUACCACGAGAACGUCGAGAUUAGGACGGCGUUUGUGAGGGUCCUUCAUAACAUUCUGGUGCAGGGCACCGAGUUUAAUAAUCUUUCCGACGUUGCCGUCAACGAAAAGUAUGACGAGCUGCUGGAUCUUCUUACAAGCGACACAGCAUUAGCUACCGCCAUGGGUGCGGUCUGUCCCAGCCACGAAGUUGACGAAUUAACGAUUUCCUUGUUAAAUAUUUUCGAAGCUAGGGGGAUGAGUUUUGUGCUUAUUGAGGCCUUGGUCAAGCAAGAGAUUGAAGAGACUGAGAAUGAAUCGGAACUACUCCGUAGAACCUGCGUGGCUACCAAGAUGCUCUCAAUCUACGCUAAAUGGAAGGGGUCUGGCUACCUCAAGGCCACGUUACAAAAGGUGGUCGAGAGACUGAUCUCGGCCGCCAAGGAUCUCAAUCUCGAGCUCGACCCGACGCGAAUCAACUCGCCCGAAGAGCUGCAGAAGAAUGCGCACCAGCUGCAGAUUGUGGCCAAGGUCUUCAUAGAGGACAUCUGUGCGUCUUCGGCGAGCAUUCCGGCGUCGUUCCGCAAGAUUUGCAGCAUAAUUUCUUCGGCCGUGGUGCCGAGAUUCCAGGAGGCCAAGUACACGGCUGUCGGUGCCUUCAUAUUCCUCCGCUUCUUCUGCCCCGCCAUCGUCGCCCCCGAGGUUGAGGGGCUGGUUGCGAAGGCGCCUUCGAAAGAGAUGCGCCGCGGCCUCCUUCUGAUCGCCAAGGUCAUCCAGAACCUGGCAAACAACGUACUGUUUGGUACCAAGGAGCCCUACAUGUUCCCACUAAACGACUUUCUCACUCAGAACAUUUUCAAGGUCACCACCUUUUUGAGGGAGAUAUCUGUCGAACCCGACAAGCUGGAUAGCCCGGUUAGCGGGGAGUCUUUCGACUUCGGCUCGUGCGUCGCGCUUCACCGGUUCCUAUACGACCACUGGGACCACGUCCGCCAGCGGCUCGUCUCCCAGGAGCGGAGGGACUUUGUGAGGUCGCCGGUCGAGUCGAUGAGAGGCCGGUCGCCGGUUCUUGAGCCGCUUAGGAACCUCAUCAUGAACCUGGGACCGCCGCCGCUGGCUGUGACUUGGAACAGGCCGCAGAUCUCGGCAAACACGCCGCCGUCUUACUCCAGGUUCCAGGACUUUAUGCUCCGCAACGCAUUCCGCAGCCCCGAGUCGUUCCUCACGGCUCGCGCCGUGUAUGACGGCGGCGAGAGCAAGGACGGGCUGUCGAUCAUCUGCAUCAUCCUGCGCAACAUCGAUGCCGAGUCGAUCGACUACGAUACGCUGAUUUACUGCUACCUCAAGAUUGCCAGUCGGCUGUGGCACCGCCCCUUCUGUCUUCUCAUCGACGCCACGUGCUACAAUGGACAGAGCGAGCCCCAGGACGAGGUGUUCCACAGGCUGGAGCAGCUCACGCCCACGGAGCUCUCGCGCCAGCUCUCGCGCGUCUACGUCUACAACAUGAACAACGCCUUCCGGAAAUGCUUCCGCCGCAUUCUCAAAAUCUCGACCAGGAACGAAAACAGCGUCUUCAACCCCCGAAACGUCGAGUACCACCUCAUCGGCAGUCUCCAGGACCUGCAGGCCCACUUUCAUCUGAGCCAGCUACACCUUCCCAAGGAAACCAUCAGCGUUGUAACAGACACUAGAUAUGUCUUUCAGCCCAUCACCCGGCUCUCCAAGACCAAGGGGAAGCUCGAGGUGCUGAUCAAGGUGGGCAGCCAGUUUGUGCAGGUCACGACGAACAAGAAGCAGGAGGUUCCCGGCUACCGCCUGAGUUCUAUCAUCAACGACAUCUUCCGGCUCGGAGAGGUGGAUGAGGCGCCGACGCCGAUACAGACCGAGGACGACUCGGCGUUUGGCCUUCGCGCCGACAACGGGAGGGUCGUCAUGUACUUCACCAGCCCCAAGAAGGCCGACGUCUUGCAGGCCAUCAGGGCGGCCAAGGCGAAGUACGGGAAGGACACGCGGGCGCUCAAGUCGUUUGAGAGACUAGUCCGGCCCCAGGACGUGCCAGGCACUCUGCUGAACCUAGCCCUGACCAAUUUAGCGAGCCCAGACCCAAUCCUCAGGCUGUCGUCGUACAACUUGCUAGGCGCGCUGUGCAAGGCCUUCAAGUUCACCGCUGCUUCAAAGCUCCUAAGCGCCAAGGACAUCUCGGUUCCCCUGGACCCGUCCCAGUUCAUCAUCAAGAUCAGCAAGGAGCUUGCGCAGGCCGAGCCACAGCUGACGUCGGACUUUCUGAACGAGUUCUUCGUCGGCUGGGAUAGCUUCUCGGACGAGCAAAAGCCGUUGAGCCUCGCGUACAUGGCGCCCUGGAUUCCUGGCCUGCGCACUUCCCUCCUAGCGGGCGAGCCGGAGAGCGACAAGGCGAGGGAGAAGGUCGCGGCCCUGUUUAGGAAACUCAUCGAUAUCACCCUGUCGGACCCGACGCUGAACUUCACGCUGGAGCAGUCGGUGUGGCCCGUCAUACACCAAGACGAGGUGCUCCUCGACAUCUUCCUCGAGGAGAUCGUCAAGACGGCGCUUAAUAUCGGCUUCGGCGACGACCAGACCGAGACGUUGACUUCGAUAGCGAGCGCCAUUGGCACGAUAACGCUACGAGGCAAGAUAAUAUCGCGUCUGCGGAAGGCCUUGAACCGGUCGUCGCUCCGGCCGACAAAGUAUCUGCCCGAGAACCCGGUGUGGAACGAGCUGUGCGUGCUGCUACAGUUCUGCCUCGCCCUAUCGUUCGACAGCGGCGUACAGUCCCAGCUCUACCUGCCCGAGAUCUUCCACACAGUCACAAUGCUCGCCAACACGGGCACCCCGGACGUGCGCGUCGUAGUACACCGGCUGCUGAUCAACUCGAUACACUCGGCCUGCACCUCGUUCAACCUGGACGAGGCCCGGCACAAGCAGAUGCGGACUACGCUGGAGACGCUCUCAGAUCCCAGGAGCGACAUGUUCUCGAGCCCCGCCAUCAUGAUGCGCGACGGCGCGUCCAUCUCGACGAACCAGGACCUCGGCCCGACGCUGGCUGCUACCGAGAACCUGGCGGCGCUCCUGUUCGAGACGUGCUCUGUCGCUGCGCCCUCUGUCGACAUGGCCAACGCGUGGCGCUCGCGGUGGAUGAGCCUAGUGGCCAGCACGGCCUUCCAGAACAACCCGGCCAUCCAGCCGCGGGCCUUCACCGUCAUGGGCUGUCUUGCCCGCGAGGAGGUCGACGACGACCUGCUGUACCAGGUCUUGGUGGCGCUGCGCAAUAGCGUGGGCCGCUUCGGCGAGGAUAGCAACAGCGACAUGCUCGUUGCCAUCGUCACGUCGCUGUCCAAGAUGAUGGCCAAGCUCCCGUCGGCGUCGCGCUACGGGCUGCAGCUGUUCUGGCUGGCCAUGUCGCUCCUGCGGCUGGUGCCGCCCAGCCUGUUCAACUGCACCGCGCUGUUCCUCGAGUCGGUGCUCACCAACAUCAGCACGUCGAGCGAGAUGAGGGGCGACAAGAUGGUGCCCUACCUGCUGCAGGGCCGUGGCCAGCUGGAGGAAGCGGCUCUGCCCUUGGACGAAGCGUAUGGCGUGCACUUCAACAGCGAGAACUUCCACUUUGCCGCGUGCGCUUGCCUGGUGCGCGGCCUCAGCGACACGGUGACCAAGGUGACGGCGCUGCGCGUUCUGUCCACCUUUUUGGAGAUGACGACUGCGCCGACGACGGCGACGGCUGGACCCACAGCGGUGGCGGCCUCGCCAUCGUCGUCGUCGUCCAACGGAAACGCAACAACGUCGACGGAAACCGACGGCAAGACGGUCCGCAACCUGUCGUCGUCGCCGUACAUGGCGCUGAUCCUGGCGCGCACCGUCAGCCUCGACGAGCUCCGCGAGAACCUGUGGUCGGCGGGCAUCAACCCCAGCGGGCUGUCCGACAUCAACGGCAUCCGGCGGGCCACGCAGGACCUGCGGCUGCUGCGCGACAAGGACCUGCUACUCAACACGGCCAUCGAGCUGGUCGACUUCCAGUACCUCGAGGACGCGUUGCAGAACCGCACGCUGCAGUGGCUCAACGACAUUGUGCAGGGCAGGCCGUCGGUGAUUAUGCAUCUGGCCAACCCCAUCAUCUCGAUCCUCGAUGACAUUUUGCUGCACUGCCAGAACCCGCCGACGCUGGAGUCGGCGCACGCGCUGCUGCAGACGCUGACGUCAAACCCCAAGUUCUCGACGGCGUUCGAGUCGACGGCCGUGCUCGACAGGGUCCUCGACGAAAUGGGCUUCCGCGGUCUCUGGCGGUCGUGCUCGUUCAACCUCUCACAGGAGCAGGAUAAGCAGUGUUUUGGCCUGACGGAGAAGUUGAUUGAGGUUCGUUUUCCUUUCUCGUCUGUCUGGCAUGCAAUUUGA